Messenger RNA from Salvelinus sp. IW2-2015, 458 nucleotides. RefSeq names its product eyes absent homolog 4. Lineage: Eukaryota; Metazoa; Chordata; Actinopteri; Salmoniformes; Salmonidae. The record is from RefSeq and is a predicted model, not a curated record.
UCCAGUUUCACGUCAUCAUCUGGUCUGUACUCCAGCAACAACUCUGUGUCCAACCCAGCCAACUACACUGCUCCACAGCAGGACUAUCCAUCGUACACAACGUUUGGCCAAACCAGUACGCCCAGUAUUACUCCGCCUCCACUACGGAACCUACAUGACGUCCAAUAGCAUGGAUGGAACCGGCUCCUCGUCGGCCUAUCAGCUGCAAGACUCCAACCCCGUCAUGACAGUACAGGCCAAUGAGCUCCAACCAGAGGACACGGUGCAGAGCCCCAUGAAGGAACUGGAUGAUCGUAGCUGUCGGAGUGGGGAGGAGCUAAAGCCAGGGGGAGGCCGCAAGAACAACCCCCUCCGCCCCCUGACAGUGACCUGGAGAGGGUGUUUGUCUGGAUCUGGAUGAGACCAUCAUAGUGUUCCACUCUCUGUGACAGGCUCCUACGCUCAGAAAUAUGGCAAGG